Molecule: messenger RNA, 675 nt
Organism: Fraxinus pennsylvanica
Lineage: Eukaryota; Viridiplantae; Streptophyta; Magnoliopsida; Lamiales; Oleaceae
Source: the annotation of a GenBank genome assembly
AUGUUACACAAUAGGUCGAACUUGAUCUCGAGAUCGAUAAUCUCUAGCAAUAGAUUUGAGCUAAAGAAAUAUGAUUUUGGUGGAGUGGGAUUAGGCAUCGUUGCUGCUCUUGAUAAAUCUCGUGAGGGUAGUCUAGCCUUGUGUAGUCGGAAUUUGAAUCGGUCCAACCCAGUUCCGGUCAAUUCACCCUGGAAUUCGUCGAGAUUUAGGGGUGGUUUUGACGAAAUGGAGAUGGACAGUAGUUUCGAGGAGGAUUAUACUAUUGUGACUUGUCAUGGUCCAAACAAGUCCUAUACUAAGGUGUAUUUUGAUGGAUAUGAACAUGGUAGAAGAGGUGAUGACAGAACACCCUUCAGAAUACAACAAAAUAAUAAAAAGACUAUAAGGGCAAGCGUUUUCGAGAUAUCUCCGGCAAGAUCCAUAGAAGUUGCCGGAUUUCCAGCUUCAGAUUUUCUCAGCUCAUGCCAUAUGUGCCAGAAGAAACUCCUAGGCAAAGAUAUAUUCAUGUACAGGGGUGAGAAAGCAUUCUGCAGCACAGAAUGUAGAGACAGGCAAAUAGUGAUGGAUGAGCGCAAAGAAAAGAAAUACAGUUCUAAAGCUUCAAGAUCUGUUGAUGUUUCAAACUCACCUUAUACGAAUGACAACAUCUUUUCAACUGGAAUUCUGGCUAUUUAG